UAUGCUGCACUGACGGUACCUAAAAACGAUUUAAUAUUAAGGCCUGGUUAUAUUCUUACAAUGUACUUGCAAAAUAUAUCCUUCUGCGGCCUCUAAUACUGGAGGAUAUAUACAUUUGAUCCUAGAAACCGUUUGUUAAUCGUGCGUGAUGGAAGCUGGAGGACAAAGGCGCAGAUGGGAGUACUGCUGGAUUUCUUUGUGUAUUUAUUUUCUUCUUGGCAUCGGACAGCAAGUUUCAGCUCAGAUAAGAUACUCGAUUCCAGAAGAAGUGAAAGAAGGAACCGCUGUGGGAAAUAUUGCUAAGGAUUUAGGUCUUGAAGUAAGUAGUUUGGUGGUCAGGCAGUUUCGAAUCGUUUCUGGAUCUAAAGAGGAGCUUUUUCAAAUAAAUCAGGAAAAUGGCGUUUUGUACGUUCAUAAGAAAAUCGACAGGGAGUCUUUAUGUGCUGGCAGCGGUGUUUGCAUGGUAAAUUUAAAAACCGUUAUUGAAAAUCCUCUCGAGAUCCAUUAUAUAGAAGUAGAAAUAACAGACAUAAAUGACCAUUCUCCUAGUUUUGCUGAGAAUGAAUUUCAACUUAGAAUUUCCGAGUAUACGCUCCCUGGCGCUGAUUAUCAGUUACAGGCUGCCAAAGAUCCAGAUUCUGGAACGAAUUCAAUCCGGUCCUAUAAAUUAAGUCCUAAUGAUCAUUUUGAAAUUCGAGUUAGAGAAAAUGAUGAAGAUAAAAAGCCUUUUUUAGUCCUUAAGAAUGCUGUUGAUAGGGAGAUUACAAAUACAUACAAGCUUAUUUUAACAGCUGUUGACGGAGGGAAUCCUCCGAGAUCUGGUGCUCUUAACAUUACAAUUACCAUUCUAGAUAUAAAUGAUAAUCGCCCUGUAUUUAGUCGAGAGACGUAUUCUGUGAUAUUACAUGAAAACUCUGCUGUUGGCACUGUGGUUGUUCGAGUAAAUGCAACUGAUAUAGAUGACGGUCCUAAUAGUGAAAUCGAAUACAGUUUUGCAACGUUAAACGGCAAAGUGCAUGAGGUUUUUGAGCUCGAUCAGGUCACAGGUGAAAUACGUAUAAAGGGGAGAGUUGACUUUGAAGAAUCAGAAGUGUAUAAACUCGAUAUUCAGGCAUCAGAUAAAGGACAUCCACCACUGUCUGCAAACUGUAGAGUUGUAAUUAAGAUUAUUGAUGUAAAUGACAACCGGCCUGAAAUUGAGAUUACAUCACUUUCAAAGAACAUCCCUGAAGAUUCUAAGCCUGGAACGGUAAUUUCUCUGAUCAGUGUGACUGAUAAAGAUGCAGGGAUCAAUGGUAAAGUCAUGUGUCAGUUAAACAAAAACAUUCCCUUUGAACUAAAACCUUCUUUCAAAGACAAUAUGUACUCUUUAGUGACAAAAGAUCGUUUAGACAGAGAGACGAGUUCACAUUAUGACAUUACAAUAACUGCCUCUGAUUUAGGACAGCCGUCUUUAACUGCAUCGACCACUAUAAACGUUCAGAUUUCUGAUGUGAAUGAUAAUGCGCCGGGAUUUUUAAUAAAUCCUCUAAAUCUAUAUUUAAUGGAAAAUAAUGCAGCCGGUUCGGUCAUAAUUUCGGUAAGAGCCUUUGAUCGUGACACAGAUGAAAAUGCCGUGAUAUCCUAUCACAUAAUUAGAGAUGGAAAACAGAAUGAUUUGUCAUCUUUCUUAAAUAUAAAUUCCGAGACAGGUAUUGUUUAUUCUUUAAGGAGCUUUGACUUUGAAACUGCUAAAACGUUCCAGUUCCAUGUUCUCGCUACAGACUCUGGAACUCCGUCUCUGAGCAGUAACGUGACAGUGAACGUGUUUAUUCUGGAUCAGAACGACAAUGUUCCAGUGAUCUUAUAUCCAGUCAGCGCUAACGGUUCUGCUGAGGGUGUGGAAGAGAUUCCCCGUAAUGUGAACGCAGGUCAUUUGGUGACUAAAGUCAGAGCCUAUGACGCAGAUAUAGGAUACAACGGCUGGUUAUUAUUUUCACUGCAGGAAGUUAGUGACCACAGUCUCUUUGGUUUGGACCGCUACACAGGACAGAUAAGGACCCUUCGCUCAUUCACAGAAACAGACGAGGCCCAGCAUAAACUGAUCAUACUGGUCAAAGACAAUGGAAACGUUUCACUCUCAGCAACAGCGACUGUGAUUGUCAAAGUUGUGGAGGCCAAAGAGGCUUUUGCUGCUUCUGAUGUUAAAAACGCAGUAAAAGAUGAGGAGGAAAACAAUGUGACAUUUUAUUUGAUCAUCACUUUGGGCUCGGUUUCGGUGCUUUUUGUCAUCAGCAUCAUCGUGUUGACUGUAAUGCAGUGCUCUAAAUCGACAGACUAUUCGUCCAAGUAUUUACAGGAUACAAAUUACGACGGGACUCUGUGUCACAGCAUCCAGUACAGAUCUGGAGAUAAACGGUACAUGUUAGUUGGACCCAGAAUGAGUAUCGGCUCUACUAUAGUCCCAGGCAGUAAUGGAAAUACUCUAGUGAUCUCAGAUCGCAGGAGGAGAGAUUCUGGAGAGGUAAGACUAACAGAUUCAUUCUAA
Messenger RNA from Carassius carassius (crucian carp), 2527 nucleotides. Its product is annotated as protocadherin alpha-3-like. The coding region runs from base 149 to 2527 and encodes 792 amino acids. The transcript has a single exon. The record is from RefSeq and is a predicted model, not a curated record. Gene Ontology annotation, cellular component: plasma membrane. Lineage: Eukaryota; Metazoa; Chordata; Actinopteri; Cypriniformes; Cyprinidae. Gene Ontology annotation, molecular function: calcium ion binding. Gene Ontology annotation, biological process: homophilic cell-cell adhesion.